AUGGCCUCUGACCCCAAGUUGCGCCGCCGGGCCAGCAGCGCGGCCACACGCAACGGCCGCCACGCCGGUGGUACGUCCCGGCAGGUAAUCAAGCCCAAAUCAGCACACACAGCCGACGAAUUUGCGCAAGACUUCCUAGGGCCAUCCUUCGACGCCGCCGCCUUCCUCAACACCAAGCUGCCGCCGCUAGCCGCACCAUCUAGGCCGAGCGCCGUCUCUGCCUCGUCGUCAACGACGGCGGUGCCGCUGGCGGACCUCGCGCAGCAAGCCGGCGCGCUGGUCUCGCAGCUCAACGCGCAGACGACGCGCCUGUCUUCGGCGCUAACGCAGCUCACCGACGACAUCCUGCGCAGCGGGAGCCGGCUUGCGUACGAGGUCGAGCUGCUGCGCGGCGAGACGCUUGGCCUGAGCGAGACUAUGCGCGAGACGCUACGGGAUGAUAUUGCCAAGUUCUUACCCGAGGGUGCGCAGCGGGGCGAGGAGGGAGGAGGCGAGUCGCGAAUGGCAGUAGGAGAGGGGGAUGAUGAGGAUACGGUGAAGGUCGCAGAAGAGGCCACUGAGUUACCUCUACCGGCGGCGAAGGAGGCAUACAACGCCGGCGACGAGCCGAUCUACGUACAGCAGCUACGGACUCUGACGCUCGUACGGUCGCGCAUAGAGACGGUGGUCAAGACAUUUGGCGACGCCAUGGAUUUCGGCUUCCCCCCGUCCGAGGUCUCCGUCAGCUCCUCCUUCCUCUCCGUGUCCGCGCCAGAGCCGGGCUCCCAGCAGCAAAGCUCGGAGGAACGCGGCCAGCAGAACCUCAAGAAGCUUCGUGACGAGAUAGGCAACCUAUUGCGCCCGCCGCCGACCAAGGACGGCGUUGCCGACCCUGUCGCCGGUAUCGAGCAGGCCGCCAACCGCAUCGAGGAGCUCAAGGAGCUCAACGGCGUUUGGAAGGGUACCGCGGAAGAGAAGGGCCGCGCGAAGUUUAUUGAGAGUCUAGCCAAGAUGGUUGAAGAUAGACACAAAGAGCUGAUGCGCGAGCUGGACCAGCAGCAGCAGCAGCAGCGCGGGGCGGCGGCCUCGCCGGCGAAGAAGGCGGCGGCAGCGGAGGGCGCAACGAGACGGACGGGAUCUCCGGCUCUCGGGGAUGAGGCGAAGCCAACGCAACCGCCGGGUGGAUUCGGGCUGAUUAGCCAGCUACAAAAAUUACGGAGUGGACUGUAA
Molecule: messenger RNA, 1209 nt
Organism: Cordyceps fumosorosea ARSEF 2679
Lineage: Eukaryota; Fungi; Ascomycota; Sordariomycetes; Hypocreales; Cordycipitaceae
Exons: 1
Coding region: 1-1209 (402 amino acids)
Source: RefSeq, a predicted model, not a curated record